Messenger RNA from Postia placenta MAD-698-R-SB12, 2280 nucleotides. RefSeq lists its product as hypothetical. The annotation marks the transcript as partial. The transcript is spliced from 7 exons. NCBI's taxonomy places the organism in Eukaryota, Fungi, Basidiomycota, Agaricomycetes, Polyporales, Adustoporiaceae. The record is from RefSeq and is a predicted model, not a curated record.
AUUUCUUCGCAGGUACCGGAGAAGGUCUCACUAGAUCGCCUACAAACUGGUUCUGGAGCGGAAGUACCGAUCCCAGUGUUCUCCGAGGCCGGGGAGGAGACAUCCGCUCUGGCUGCGGCUCCCUUAGGCAACGUGACCAACAAGACACAUAAGAGCAACUCAAGCUCGCGCCCAACAUUGCCAACUAUUUCCGUGAGCAAGCCACCAGCACCAUUACCUCUAUCCCUUCCGACACCGGAACCUCUCGAAUCACCUACAUCUGAGAUGCGACCAUCUGCCGAUGAUGACAUAGAAGCGAACGGCGACAUGGUGAUGCGCGAGAUCGAUCUCGGACAUCGGCGGAUAUCUGCAGGAAAUGAUGAUGAACCGCCGGCGAAGGAUGAGGAUGACUCCCCAGUGCUUAUACACGCAGACGAUGCCCCCCUGCCUGACACCCCCAUACGCCUUGUCGGUGGCGGUGGUACGUCUGGAACCGUUGACGAGUCGUUGCAGAAUGAGGGGGUACUCGUAGAGGAGCCAGAGUCUGUCGAGCUGUCCCCUGUUCGCUCAAAUGACACCGCGGUAACAGCGGUCGCCCACGGGAAAAAGAAGAGCAUAUCUUCAAGUCUGAAGAACUUUGGGCAACUUGGUGGUGGCAAGCGGAGCUCUGUCUCGUCGCUGGGAAGGUGGAUUAUGUCACAAUCAGUGGAAACUCUCCUCGAGGAACGCUUGCUGCAGUUGCAACAAAUAUCGGAACGGAGGACCUCACUCCUCCAGGAAAUGUACCAUCUGAUCCACAAACGCGAGAAUUUUGGAUCUUCUUUGAGCUUUGAGCUGAAGGACGGCGAGCAAAUGCAAUCGUUCCUCGACAGGUUUGACCUAGAGAAACAUCCGGAAACUGGGCAUAUUUCCAAUAUGCCUGUAUCAGAACUCCUAGGCGAUGAACUUGACACAGAAAUGUCAGAGUCGGUAGACACCAGUCCGCCGAGUGUCAAGAUUGAGUCCCCCAUCACAGAACCUCCUACCCCUCCUGAGAGGUUAUCGCAAGAUAUUCUCCCGCUUCCCGAAGAAAUGGAUACAGGAGAGAUGGAGAAGUGGAUGCGCAUCGAUUUCCGCGAAGAACGAAGAUGGAAAGUAGCCUUGGCAUUUGGUCUUGCACAAUCCGUAAUGGCGUGGCACGAAGCCGGUACACUUGAGGAAAGGGUGCGCCGCGGAAUUUGUGUGCUAUGGAAGCGACCCCAACCAGAGCAGGACGACACGGCAGCAGAUCGUGCAGAUCAGGAUGCAGUGGAAAUUCCGGACAUGGAUGAUGAGACUGGUCCUGACUCAAGGGACACCAACACGCCUGCGAACGAUUAUGGGUCGGAUGAUGACAGCGACGACGAGCAAGAGAAGGAGCAAGAACAAGACCGCAGAGACGUCUUCGACGCACUAGCGCCUGGUACAUUGCUCGCAGAAGCGCUGGCGGACAAGGAGGCGAAAGUCGACGGAUCUGGCUCCGAUCACGUCCAGUUCAAGACAGAGGACGUGGAGGAUACGUCGGGCUUACGCAACACGCUUGACGAGCGCGCUGAUGCCAUGGAUGUUGAUUCAAAGCCCGCCAUUGAGGACAACGUCGAACGCGAUUCAGGAACAAAAGCUCUGGAGAAUGAAGAUCCCACGGCUACUGCCCUUAAAGACAGCUCCUCUGACCCUGUUCUUACGCACCAUAGCACUGACACGCAAGCGUCGCAUUCUAGUGGCAAAGCUCGAUCGAAAGCUAAAUCUACUGCGUAUGCUCCUCUGCGUGAGGAGAUCAUCUAUUCUGCCGUCGACAAGCUGUUCAUCGACUGCGACGAGCUCGAUCUUGCGAAGGGGAUGUCUGAGCUCUCCACUGACGACUAUCUGCAGUCUCUUCCACCGCCCCCUGAUCUUACUUCCAUUUUCCCCGAUUUGACACCCUUCGGUCUUCCCGAACCGGUAACAAGUGGGCCUUCGCCCUCAGGAGGUAACGAAGGUCGCAGGAAGUCAGACAAGAGAACAGACAAGGACGACCCUAACAGACGAGUAGAGGAGACGGCGUACAACAAGCUCUACCCCAUGAGUGACUUCAUGCACACGAAGCCCACUCUCUUGGGAGCUCUACACCCGUCAAAGCAUUGGCAUGACGGCGAGUGGGAUAACGUUGAGGAUGCCGUUAUCGCAACAGAGUUCGAUUCGCCUUCCCCUAGAGUCAUCGAGGAAAGCUCUUGUAGAAGGACCCGCGGAGCAGCAAACGCGCGCCUGAACCUGUAUGGAACCCGACUGAUGAUGCAAUCUUGA